Molecule: messenger RNA, 7046 nt
Organism: Notodromas monacha
Lineage: Eukaryota; Metazoa; Arthropoda; Ostracoda; Podocopida; Cyprididae
Source: the annotation of a GenBank genome assembly
UUUUUAAUAUUUCCAUAGAUUCAUAUUUUCCUCCGUGAAGUGGUAUAAGCGAAAUUACGAUGGUGGCAAACGUUUUGGUCCCGGAAAUCCCGCGAAGUGGCUUCAACUUCUCGAAUACGAUGAGGAAUUCCAAGUUGGAGUCUAAAGGAAUGACUCUGCCCAAAGCAUUCAAAACUGGCACCACGAUUGGAGGACUUGUGUUUAAGGAUGGUGUUAUACUGGGAUCUGAUACCAGAGCAACUGCUGGGUCGAUCGUGGCCGAUAAGCUGUGUGAAAAGAUUUACCGGCUGGCCCCGAACAUUUAUUGCGCUGGUGCGGGAACAGCUGCCGAUAUGCAGCACACUGUCGAGUCAGUCGAGGCACAGUUGGAAAUGCACCGACUCAACACGGGUCGCACUGUCCCCGUUCGUUGUGCCAAGCAGAUUCUUCAGCAACUUUUGUUCCGAUACCAAGGCUACAUUAGUGCAUAUUUCAUCGUUGGAGGGGUAGAUUUUCAUGGUCCAUAUUUGGCCGAAAUUCAUGCCCAUGGGAGCGCCAUGGUACUUCCAUACACGUCAACGGGAUCGGGUAGUUUGGCUGCCAUCGCUAUGUUAGAAGCCGCCUGGAAACCUGAUAUGGAAGAGGAAGAAGCGAAAAAAUUGAUGAGUGAUGCUAUCACUGCUGGUAUUAUGAAUGAUUUGGGCUCAGGUUCAGUUGUGAAUUUGAUGGUAAUCAAGAAGGACUCUGUUACCGUUUUGAACAAAUUCAACCAGCCGGUUUCAAAGGGUGAAAGGUCGGGAACAUAUCGGUACAAGAAAGGUACCACGGCAGUCUUGUCCACAAAUAUAAUUCCUAUUGAAGUGGAGAGCUCCGUGGUGCACCACGUUGGCGCGGAUACUAAAUUGGUUCCAACAGCUGUGGAUCAUUUGCGAUGGUUAGCGCAGAAAGUCGCGUUAGGGCAGGAUAUUUUCCUUCUUGGCCCUCCGGGUCCUCAGAAACGUCAGCUGGCUACUUUGCUAUGUUCGGUUUUGAAUCGUGAAUUUGAAUAUGUUCCGAUUUCGAGAGAUACCACUGAAGCUGACCUGAAACAGCGGAAGGAGAUCCAAGAUGGUUGCACUCGAUUCAUUGACCAGAGUGUGAUUGAAGCUGCGUUGAAUGGACGAAUUUUAAUCAUUGAUGGUAUUGAGAAAGCUGAACGGAACGUGUUGCCGGUUAUAAAUAAUCUAUUGGAAAACAGAGAAAUGCAACUGGAAGACGGUCGUUUCCUCAUGCAUCCGGUGCGGUACGACGAAUUACUCGAGAAAUAUGGCAAAGCGAAGAUAGACUCGCUGCGGGUGGCUCGUGUGCAUCCGGACUUCGUUGUGAUCGGUUUAGGCAUUCCAGUUCCUACGUUUCCUGGGCAUCCUCUGGACCCACCUCUCAGGUCCAGAUUCCAAUGCCGUAAUGUUGGAGCUAUUCCGUACAAGGAAUUAGUAUCGCAAAUGGAGAAGAUUAGUACAACCCAUACGGUAGCCACAAAGCAGCUGUGUUCUUGGGCUUAUUCAAUGCUCUCCGAUGAAUGGAGGACGCUCGGAUUACCGCAUUUUCCGAUGGGUUCGAUACCCCUUGCUGUUCAACUCAUGAACAGAAUCGGGGAUCAAGAUAUCGUUGGAAUUGUGCGAAGAUUGUACCCGUGGACGUUGUUCCCGGUUGAAUCCUUCGACUUGAAAGAGUCUUCUUCGAAAGGAAAGAAGCAGGAAGUUCAUGUUGUGAAAAAAUCAUUGGAGAAAUUUGGACUCAACGCUAGUCCAAAGUCGCAAAAUAUCGUGUCGGAAGUCAAUCGUACGGGUGCAAAUGCCGCUGAAGUCAUCUUGAGCAAUCAAAGUUCAUUCCAUGUACCGGUUGGAGAUCAGUUGCUGGGAGAAGUGAAUCAGUCUCUAUCUUCCAAAUUUGUAUCCACACCAAGUUGUGUAAAGCUGCUCAGUGAAAUGAUUGAAAGCCACUCCGUGCAUGAUAUUUGCUUGGUUGGCCCGAAAGGCUGUGGAAAAACUGCGAUUAUUCACGAGUUCGCCCGUAGGUUGGGAUAUGAAAUUGAACCAGUUGUCAUGUUUCAGGACAUGACAGCACGAGACUUGUUGCAACAGCGGGGUACCAGUUCUAACGGCGACACUUAUUGGCGAAUUUCGCCGUUAGUUUCUGCGGUUCUGAAUGGUAGACUAGCUGUGCUAGACGGACUGCAUCGUGUUCAUCCAAGUACACUUAAUGUAAUUCAUCGGCUUGUACAUGAAAGAGAACUUCAGCUUCAAGAUGGUCGCAGAAUUCUCCGACAUGAUGUUUACGACAGGCGGAAACAGGAAUAUUCCUGGAGCGAUGAAGCCAUGGCGUCUAAAGGACUUCUCAGGAGCCACCCGAGCUUCAGGAUGAUCGCAGUGAGUGAAACCUGUGGAGGACCUGGUGGCAAAACAAAGUCCAGCAUCGAUUGGCUGAAUUCAGAAAUUCUGUCGAUGUUCUUAUUCCAUGAAUUUCCGGACUUGUCGUUUAAGGAAAAAAUGGAUAUCAUUUGGUCUCUGGGAGCUAAACCGGAUGACAGCUUAGGAAAAAUCUGUAAGCUGUCUGAAAGUUUGAAUCGAUCCCAGGAUCCCGUGAAAAGGUCUCUUGGAAGUUCUCUAUCGUUUCGCCAGCUCCUCCGUGCUGCUAGGGUUUUACAGUCUCAUCCGGAUACGAAUCCAGUUGAUCUGGUCCAUCGGGCUUGUUUGCACAAAUUUCUUCCCGCUGUUGCUCGCGAAGUGCUUGACUCGGAAAUGUUGGAGCUCGGUUUGAUUUCGGACGCCAAACAAGAAAAAGAAAUCACGUGGGAAAUCACCCAAGGAACUUUGAGAAUCGGAGACGUGUCUGUCAAAGUGGCGGAUCCAGCAUCGAUUGCGAAAGUUCCAUAUUCGAAAUUUUUCGAUAUCAAGCAGCAGUUGGCAACAUUGGAAAUGAUGUUGAGUGACUUCAUAUUGGGAGAACAUUUGCUCUUGAUUGGAAAUCAAGGUGUUGGGAAGAACCGGUUGGCGGACAGGAUGUUGAAUUUGCUCUCUCGUCCUAGAGAAUACAUCCAGCUGCAUCGGGAUACAACCGUGAGCAGUCUUACUGUCCAGCCGACCGUGAAAGAUGGUAUUGUCGCCUAUGAGGAUUCCCCGCUUGUCACCGCCGUGAAGGAAGGGCACGUUCUUGUCGUUGAUGAAGCUGACAAAGCACCGACUCAAGUUACGUGUAUCUUGAAGACCCUUGUAGAAGAAAGUGAAAUGGUAUUAUCAGACGGACGUAGGAUCGUCCCGUCUCACGCGAGGACAGACGACGUGAACGCAAUUGUGAUGCAUCCGGAAUUCCGGAUGAUCGUUUUGGCAAACCGUCCUGGAUUUCCUUUCCUUGGAAAUGAUUUUUUUGCUGUCUUGGGGGACGUUUUUUCGUGCCAUAUAAUUGACAAUCCUGAUUUGGAAAGUGAGCUUAGUUUACUGGCUCAGUACGGUCCGAAUGUUCCGAAGCACGUUCUCCUUCCGCUCGUGAGGGCAUUUCAAGACUUGCGAACAUUGGCUGACGAAGGGACAUUGGCUUAUCCGUACUCCACAAGGGAAGCUGUCGCAGUUGUGAAACAUCUGCAGGCUUUUCCGGAGGAUGGAUUGAUUGAUGCUCUGAAGAAUGUAUUUGACUUCGAGACAUAUUCGAAAGAGAACAUGGAUGCAGUUACGACUGUGUUGACAAAGCACGGAAUUCCCAUUGCUGCGACUGCCACGAGUGUUCGACUUGGCGAAGAAGUGAAAGCGUAUUAUGGAAUGCGUCAAGUUUUACUUUUGAAUCAUUUGUCGUUGUCCAUACGACAUUGCGUCAGCCGAAAUGCUUAUUCUAGAAGUAAACUUUAUUUUAGGAAAAGGCUUCCUGACCCAGUUGUUUACGGAUCAUGGAGUAUUAUGAAGGAUUCGCGGAAACUGCUUCCACGGCAACACCGUCCCAUCAGAGUGAAGGGGCCUGUGCGUGUGGAAACAUCGGAGGGUGUUCUGGACCGUGUGGAAUCCCGGGUUUCUGGCUUCACCGAGGAAAGUGCCUACUGGCAAAUGCCCAUUACACAUUACGACACUGUCAAUGACAUGACUACGUUUUGUGACGGAAGCGAUACCUUCGUUUACGUGGCCACAUCUUACCCUCCUAGUGUUUAUGAGAUGAACUUAAACUCAGGAGAUAUGAACGCAUUGAGGGUUCGAAAAGCUCUGGGGACCCCGACUUCGGGGGUUGCGAACUCCAAGAGGUUCACAUUGCAGGCGUUACCGCUAGUUUCAACCAACGGUGGACCCUUGAUUCUGCUUCACGAUUCUGAGAUGAACAGUUUGAACUUGGUGGAUCCGCGGAGUCAAGAGGUCACGAGGUUACUCACAUUGUCCACCGUUGAGUCAGUCGCUGAUAGUGUGAUCCGGCCGUUCAGAAUGACAUCGAAUCCUGGGCCAAAAUUUGAAAUGGUUCCUCUGGAAGGAACGUGUGAAGUGACUUUGUUUCACCCAGGGGGACAGAGUCUGGGAUUCGUUAAUGCUGAGCAAAGAGUUUAUACUGAGGUAUCUGUGCCUUUUAUGCUGAGGGAUGUUUUUCCCCUGGAUGAGGAUUCAUGGAUGCUGGUUGAUGAAAAGCUGAGAAAAUAUUUUUUGACGAAAUCGCAUUCGAACACUGUGGCUGGAUAUUAUCUUGAAGAGAUGAUGAGCAACUUCCGAGGGAAAUGUUUGAACAUCGACAAAAUGUCGACAGCUGGACUAUCUGACGAGCAUUUGAGUCUGGCCGUGAAAGAGAAACUUUCCUGCCCGAAUUCACUUAUUGCAGCCCACGAAUCCUUCGCAGAUGUUGCGAUUGGUUUCCCAGACUUGAAGGCCAGCCCCAACGAAGUUUACCGUUUUCCAAGACCAACCCCCGUAGAAUCCAGCUGGUCGGGAAGACGAAAAUCAUUGAUGCUAGUAUCUGAAGGAAUGAUUGUUCGAGCUUGGCCGCAGUCGUCUUUGCAAAAUGGCGAAGAAACGAAUGAUAAGUCUAGUCUAGCGGGAUGGCUUGAAGUUGUGAAUAUUGUCAACAAUACUGUGAAGAGUCUCCCUGUGAAGUCAACUUCUUUUUUGGAGAGCGGUGCGUGGUUCGGCAGUUCAACGCCGUCGUAUGAAUUGUGGAUAGAUAACGUUGAAAGCAUUCAUGGUGGAGACACGCCUGGUGAUUUGGUGUCCCUUGACAAUUUUGGCUGCCUUCGCAUGUGGCAAAUAUCGCCAUCGAGCCUUUCCACUUCUUUGAGCAAAUGGCGGGAUCUGGUCGGAACUCGGGUUCCUGAAGAAAUGCCCCAGGUCACGAUUCACAGAUCAAAUUGGAAUCCUGUGAGUGAACCGAAGCAUGGGAAAGUUGAUCCGAAUAAUGAUCCUCACGUUGGUGGGAAUACUUGGGCUGGAGGAACUGGUGGAAGAGAUACGGCUGGUCUGGGAGGAGUCGGUGGUCCCUAUCGAUUAGAUUCCGGCCACAACGUUUUUCAGGUUUCUGAUGCUGAGAAAGCUGCGGUGCCUCCUGAAGUCUUAGCCGCUGCCAGAGAACUGGCUGAGAAAACUUUUAAAAAGAGAAUGGAAGAAAUAAAAAUGAAUCCGCUGGAAAUCCACCUUUAUCAGAACAUCAUAGACAGAAUCGGUCCCGAAAUCAAGAAACUUAGAACUAUCAUUUCGACUCUUCAAGCGAAGGAUAAAGAGCGUCAGUGGGUGAGGCUGCAAACUCAAGGAGAUCUUGAUGACGGCAGAAUUGUGGAAGGUUUGACUGGUGAGAAGACAAUCUACAGACGAAGGGCGGAGAAAGAACCGGAAUUGGGAACUCCGCAGGUGAAGCCAAAGCAUAUCCGCCUCGUUGUGGAUGUUUCAGGCAGCAUGUACCGUUUCAACGGUUAUGAUGGCCGACUGGGCAGAGAACAAGAGGCUGUUCUCCUCAUGAUGGAAGCGUUUCUUGGCUCAUCAGAAAAGAUUCGUUACGAUAUUUAUGGACACUCUGGCGAUUCCGAAUCCGUGCCGCUUGUCAAAAUGCACUCCCCACCGUCGAAUCCGAAAGAACGUUUUGAUAUCCUUCAGAUGAUGGAGGCACAUAGUCAAUUUUGUUUAUCUGGGGACAACACGAUAGCUGCGAUUGAACGCGCUGCAAAGGAAGUCAAUGCUCUUGAAAAUUGCGACGAAAAGUUCGUAGUGGUUCUGAGUGAUGCGAAUCUGGAGCGUUAUGGAGUUUCCCCGCGCAGGCUUGCGUUUGCUAUCGAGUCGCAGCAGGAUGUCAAUGUUACUGUCGUGUUCGUUGGAUCGCUGGGACCUCAAGCCGAAAGGUUGAAGCAGUCAUUGCCAGCUGGUCGUGGACAUGUCUGCAUGGAUACCAAACUGCUUCCUCAAAUCUUGCAACAAAUUUUUGCGUCCAGCCUUCUUCGGAUGGCUUUGGUUGAUUACGGUGAUAGUGAUACAGAUGUGAGUGACGAAGAAGGUGGCUCAUGCGUGAUCUUAAGUUCCGCGAAAUCGUCGCCCGUGAGCAUUGUUGCUGAACAACGUGUUGAGCCUGUAGUCCCGCUUCCGGUUCAAGGAUCAAGCAAGUUGAAAUUGAGCUCGUUGCUCCCAAAGCCAAGAGUUGUUGGAGAAAAUGAGCCCGCAAAACCCCGAAAUGAGGGAUCCGACUCGAAGCAAGCUGAGCACCAUUCUCAUGGGCUUUUCCACGCGUUGCCGAAGCCUGCUGUGAUACGGAAAGAAGAUAAAGCCGGAAUUGCGCGCGAUGAUGUUAUCGAAGACUUCGUGAGAAAGGUGCCUCCGUCUCAGGUUGAAAGUGUCCUCGGACCCGUGAAAAGGAGUGCGUCUGGGAAAGUGAAAAUAAGCUUUCCUGCGAUCAGUUCGGUGAGUCAAAUUUCCAUGGUUGGUGGGGGGUGCAUGAUUGGAAGCCUUACUACGAUGUCGGACAAGGGAGGCAGUCCGGAAAUCCUGAAGGAAGUGCGACUUCCGCUGAAAUUACGAUGGGGCCCGGAAAUUCAGGCAACUCGAAAUCCGAACAAUUCGAGCGAUAUUCGAGAUUCCGACGCGUAG